AUGGUCCGAGCGCCGCUCUGCCAUUCGGGACCCAGCGGCCAGAAGGCGGGCGGGUCCUGGGCGAUCGCGGCGCCCCCAGCCCGGCCUUCGCUGCUCUUUCUGCUGGGUUGGCGGGUGCAAGGCCGGCUGGCCGCUCCCCCUCCUGGCGGACAAGGGGAUGGGGAAGUGGCCCCGCUGACACCUCCCAUCUGCGAGAGAAGCGCCCUGAGCCAGCAGCCACAUCGGCCAGAACUCAGAGAUAGCAGCUGCCAAGUGGAACAGCUCCCAGGGCUCUUCCCACAGGGUGUGAGAAGCAUCAGAGAUGUGCUAAUGCCAGAAGCUCAGGCAGAAGCCAACAGGUCCAACUUCAUCCAAACUCUGACUGUGUCUACCCUGCAGUGCCUUGGCUCUGGGAGCAAAGUAAAAGUCAACCUUGUAUAUUCAGAGAGAAGGCCAAAGUUCAAGCAUUCUCUAAAGAACCUGAGAGUCAUUGCUGCUCCCCACAGAAAUAGCACUGCUUUCCCAAGCUGUUACCUAACUCCCACAUCCAACUUUCAGAAUGGAUCUCUUCUAACAGGAAAAGCUUUCUUACCAGGGAUCUCCCAAUGUAAGGUCUAUCCAGCGAUGGGAGCUUCGUCAGAGACUUUCCCCACUAUUACCACCUCCAUAACUCCAGGGAAUAAAGAAAGAACAAAAACUACAAGUACUGAUGAUGUUUCUAGCCCUUUGAAACAACAAGACACAGAUGAAAACCUAGAGAAGAGGCAGAAAUGGAGCACUCUGGUCAAAUUUCUGAUUGCUGUCACUCUGUUGCUCAGUGUAAUCGCCAUUACAGUGUUUGUCAUUUUUGAAGUCCCAUGUCCUAGUCAAUGCCUGAGAAGCAGAGAGCUAUGCCAAUGCCAACGACUGUGGAGAUGGCAAAGAAAGGGAGGUCAGCAACCUGAGGCAGCUGAAUCCCAGCCUGACUCUCAGUCAGAGAAGGUUGGAGAAAAUACUCCCAACUCAAGCUCAAAGAAGGCUGCAGGGAUCACUGUUAUCCACCAGACAUACUUCUGAAAAGUUUUGCUCUGCCUCAUAUACUGCAUGAUGGAUACUACACUGUCUUCUCCCUAUUAUUAAUUAAGAUGGGCAGACUCUUGCCAAUUCUACACUUUUUCCUUCAGCAGGAACAUUACAAUAAAACAGUAAUGCCAAGCCAAUGAAGAGGGAGCCUGGGCUUAACAAUCAAUUACCCUCAUGCCACUGGUACUGACUGAGUCAUAAACCUUUGAGAUUUACUUUCUAC
Messenger RNA from Molossus molossus (Pallas's mastiff bat), 1264 nucleotides. It is a transcript of the gene CUNH17orf78, whose product is annotated as chromosome unknown C17orf78 homolog. The transcript has 8 exons. Bases 1 to 1035 code for a protein of 344 amino acids. The record is from RefSeq and is a predicted model, not a curated record. NCBI's taxonomy places the organism in Eukaryota, Metazoa, Chordata, Mammalia, Chiroptera, Molossidae.